AACUUCCUAUCCAAUUCCUUGGUCAUAGCCAAGGGGGCACCAAAGUUGUUCCCCCUCAAUCUACUAUAUAUUUGACCCUCAGCAUGCUCUAGUGGUUGUAUAAUCAACUCCUCAUCCGAAAAAGUUCUCAAACAUGGGAAAGCUCUCGUUGGGAUCUCUUCUUACUUCUUGCUUCAUUCACAAGGGAAUCAACACCCAUCCUCAACCUCGGCGUUCGUCGGCGACUAGGGUCUCUGAUCAUGGCUCCCCUGACCAGAGGCUAUCUUGUCAUGAUAUAAGCUCUCCUGAGGACUUAUCGUUGUCCUCCAUUGGAUCAAACUUGUAUAUUUUCAGCCUUGAUGAGCUCAAGAAAGCAACUAGGAGCUUCUCCCUUUGUAAUUUGAUUGGAGAGGGCGGGUUCGGGCCGGUUUAUAAAGGGUUUGUUGAUGAGAGGAUCCGACCCGGGGUUAAAGCCCAGGCAGUUGCGGUGAAGCUCUUGGAUUUGGAGGGAGUGCAGGGGCAAAAGGAGUGGAUGACUGAGGUGAUAUUUCUCGGGCAAUUGAGGCAUCCAAACCUCGUCAAACUUAUCGGUUACUGCUACGAGAAGGAGCAUAGGCUUUUGGUUUAUGAGUUCAUGGAGAAGGGAAGCUUAGAGAACCAUCUUUUCAAGAGGCUUCUUGGCCCAUUGCCGUGGACUACAAGGUUGCAAAUAGCAGUAGGAGCUGCCAAGGGCCUUGCUUUUCUCCAUGAAGCAGAGAAGCCUGUGAUCUACCGUGAUUUCAAAGCAUCAAACAUACUUCUAGACAAGGAUUUCAAAACGAAGCUUUCAGAUUUCGGACUAGCUAAGGAUGGACCAGAAGGCGAUGCAUCUCAUGUUUCAACUCGAGUCAUGGGAACGGAAGGAUAUUGUGCGCCCGAAUACAUCAUGACUGGGCAUCUUACUGCAAAGAGCGAUGUUUACAGCUUCGGAGUAGUACUACUAGAACUACUAACAGGCCAACGAUCAGUAGACAAAACUCGACCCAAUAGGGAACAAAACCUCGUCACAUGGGCAAAACCUUUCCUAAAGAACCCUGAUAAGCUAAAUUACAUAAUGGACUCUAGCCUCGAUGGUCAAUACUCAACUCUUGGGGCUCAGAGGGCGGCCGCAUUGGCUCACAAGUGCCUUAGCCAUAGUCAGAAAUCACGACCGUUGAUGAGAACUGUUGUCGAGACUCUAGAACCACUUCUAGAGUUGGAUGAUAUACCGAUGGGCACGUUUGUGUAUAAUGUGAUGGACGAUAAUGGUGGUGAGAAUGAGGAUACAGAUGCAGAUGCAAAUGCAAAUGCAAAUGCAAAGCAGAAUGGAGUUAAUAAUCAUGAUGAGAGGCACAAAUCGAGGUUUCCUAAUUCAUCGAUUCAUCGUGCUACAAGUUUGAAGAGGAAGGACCAAAGGCGAAAUAGGAGGAGCGAGUAAAUUGUAUGAUGUAGAUAUUCACAAAAAAAUGGGAAAAGAAAAGAAUUUCACAAUGGAAAGCGAAAGUGUAUAUAGAAGAUGUUACAUUCUUGAGGAAUUUGUUGGCUGUGAUUAUUAUUAGGUUUUCGUU
This is a messenger RNA of Asparagus officinalis (garden asparagus), 1565 nucleotides long. RefSeq names its product serine/threonine-protein kinase RIPK-like. Gene Ontology annotation, molecular function: ATP binding; protein kinase activity. NCBI's taxonomy places the organism in Eukaryota, Viridiplantae, Streptophyta, Magnoliopsida, Asparagales, Asparagaceae. Gene Ontology annotation, biological process: protein phosphorylation. The transcript has 5 exons. The record is from RefSeq and is a predicted model, not a curated record. Bases 134 to 1435 code for a protein of 433 amino acids.